Paraphaeosphaeria sporulosa is the source of this 2224-nucleotide messenger RNA. RefSeq names its product calcium/calmodulin-dependent protein kinase-like protein. Gene Ontology annotation, biological process: protein phosphorylation. Gene Ontology annotation, molecular function: protein kinase activity; ATP binding. The record is from RefSeq and is a predicted model, not a curated record. The transcript has 4 exons. Bases 137 to 2125 code for a protein of 662 amino acids. Lineage: Eukaryota; Fungi; Ascomycota; Dothideomycetes; Pleosporales; Didymosphaeriaceae.
GCCACUCCGCCCUGCCUGCUCCGGACUGCUUCAGUGCCUCCGCUAGCUCUCUUUCACAGCGCCUCUUUGAGCGCUACCCCGCCCUCCACCUCCCAAAAUUCCCUACACACCCCCAAACGGCACGCACACGACUAAGAUGGCCGCAAUACAGAACUUUAAGAACUUCCUGCGCCAUGGCAAACAGGCGCGGGGGACCGCCGCCCACGGCGAGCCCACCACCAACGUGUCCAACGUCCACGCACAACAUCAACCCCAGCGCCAUAACAACCACCCAGAGCCCCACCAUGCUGGCAUCAGCGAGCCUGCCAUGCACCAGGCACAGAAGGAGCACGUCGUCGCGCCCCACGGCGACUUCUCCGCCGGCGCCGUCGACAACCGCAACAUCGCCGCAAAGGCCGGCAACGUAGCAGCCGACCGCGCGGGCGACAAGCAGAAGCAGCAGGCCGCUGCCGCUGCUGGCACAAAGAACAGAGAUAUCGACCCCACCGUGCUCGAGCGUAUCGUCGCCGAAGAGCGUGAAGCCAAGGGCAAGCUGCCCAAGUAUCCCGGCCUCGAGCGCUGGACGCUCGUCGAGAAGAUGGGCGACGGCGCCUUCAGCAACGUCUACCGCGCACGCGACAACAACGGCCAACACGGCGAGGUCGCCAUCAAGGUCGUCCGCAAGUUCGAGAUGAACUCCAGCCAGGGCGAUAACCAUAUGCAUCCGGACUUCAAAAAGGCACCAAAAACGGUCGAGAGAGCGAACAUUCUCAAAGAGGUGCAGAUAAUGCGCCAGCUGGACCACCCCAACAUCGUCAAGCUCAUCGACUUCUCCGAGUCUCGCCAAUACUACUAUCUCGUCCUGGAGUUGUGCCCUGGAGGCGAGCUUUUCCACCAAAUCGUCCGCCUGACCUACUUCAGCGAGGACCUAUCACGGCACGUCAUCCAGCAGGUGGCCAAAGCGUUACAGUAUCUGCACGAAGAGGCAGGUGUUGUCCAUCGUGACAUCAAGCCAGAGAACCUUCUAUUCUACCCCACCCCCUUUGUCCCCACCCGCAACCCGAAGCCGCGGGGCCCUGAUGACGAGGACAAGGCGGAUGAGGGUGAGUUCGUCAAGGGUGUAGGUGCUGGCGGUAUUGGUCUGAUCAAGAUUGCGGAUUUCGGUCUGUCAAAGGUCAUCUGGGACAGCCAGACUAUGACGCCAUGUGGCACAGUCGGUUACACUGCCCCUGAGAUCGUAAAGGAUGAGCGGUAUUCCAAGAGUGUUGACAUGUGGGCACUGGGAUGCGUCUUGUACACACUUCUUUGCGGUUUCCCGCCAUUCUACGAUGAGUCGAUUCAGACGCUUACCGAGAAGGUCGCACGCGGCCAGUAUACCUUCCUGUCACCGUGGUGGGACGACAUCUCCAAGCCUGCUCAGGACCUGGUUUCACAUCUCUUGACCGUUGACCCCGAAAAGCGAUACGACAUCAACCAGUUCCUGAAUCACCCCUGGAUGCGGGAAGCGGAUGAACUUACAUACGCAGCACACGACGCACCACCGCUAGCCACCCCGGCACUUCGCGAAAAGCAGGCUUCGUAUGAGGGAGGAAGCGGUGGAGACCCUAUGCGACAGAACUUUGCUUACCUAGAGUCACCGGGGGCGAGGCGGAUGGACUUCCGUUCUCCAGGUGCUGUCAACCUGCGAGAAGUGUUUGACGUUGGGUACGCGGUGCACCGACAAGAAGAGGAGGGCAAGAGGAGAAAGAACUUCAAGCAAGGCUACCGGGGCGCAAACGCCAUCAACUCUCUCAACGCACUUGACGAGGACGAGGAUGAUGAGUUCACGGCCGAGUCGGUUCCGUACGACGCAUCACAACAACACCCUCCGGCGAAGCUGCCCAAGUCGCAAGCAUCAGACGUCUCCGCCAUGGAGCAGAAGAUGCGCAACACAUCCCUAUCCGCCGCCGCCCAAGCACGGCAAACCGCCGCACCGGUACGUCAAGAGCGCGGCUACGGCCAGCACUCGCCCGCCGUCGCCGCCGCCGCCAAGCGCCAGGUCAAGAACAAGGGCGCCUUCGAGCUCAGCCUGGACAACGCCACGCUGCUCGGCCGAAGACACAAGAAGCCUGAGCCCAGCGGCCUCCGCGAGCAGCUCUCGACAUGACAACCAGCCCUCAGCAGGGAUUGGUAAUGUUGACGUUUUUGCUCGUUCAUGAAAGAUGCAUGGGAUAUGAUGGGCGGCGUUUGAGAACUUUUCCUUUCA